UUUUAAUUUCUCAUCUCCCAUUAGCAUCGACAAGUAUCAAAAGAUCUGAUUGCUUAAUUUUAAAUGAAUUGAGCAAUGUAUUUGAAAGUCUUUGAUUUAGGAAUCUAAUUACAGAAUCACAAAUAAUUCAAUGAUUUAUCUACCUUUUCUUUUUUCUCAUGAUAUGAUAUGAUGCUUUUCUUUCCCGCCAUAAAACAUUGCCCUUCUCAAUUGAGGCGCCAUUUGCUAAAUACUUCGUAUCUACGGAGUAUUAUCUUCGUAAGGUCUACGAUCCUACACAGUAGAAAGCUAGAAAGGUUGAAUCUUGUGUAAAGAAUGGCAUCUUCAUCCGGAAAAACUAUUAUGGAUCUAUUGAAGCAACCAUCAGCGAAGCGCCUUAAACGGGUCUCCUCACCACCGUCAUCUCCCGCCGUUGUCCCCGUCAGUAGCUUCUCCUCUUCUGCUACGCCGUCCCCAAAGGAGCCCCAAGCCGGAGACAACGGCGUCGUCCCGCAGACAGAAACACUCACGCCUGCACAGAAUUUUAGAAUGGAGUUCAACAAAUCCCUAGCCAAGGCUAAAUUCAAUCUCAAACUCUGUGCUGAGAAAGUCUCUUGUUCAAUAUCUGAAGGUGAGGGCUCUCAGUAUGUGAAGUUGAAGGAAUUGUUGGUGGAGGGGUCAUGGCUGCAAGCAUUGCCAGAGGAGUUUGAAAAACCAUAUGCUAAAAACUUGUGUAAGUUUGUGGAGAGUGAAAUUCGCAAUAGUAGUGUGCCGGUUUAUCCUCCUCAGCACUUGAUUUUCAAUGCUCUUAACACUACCUCUAUUGACAAGGUUAAAGCUGUCAUCAUUGGACAGGAUCCAUAUCAUGGGCCUGGUCAAGCAAUGGGCCUCUCUUUCUCAGUGCCCGAGGGUGUAAAAGUUCCUUCAAGCCUGGUUAAUAUUUAUAAGGAGCUCAAUAAAGACUUGGGUUGUUCAAUCCCUUCUCAUGGAAAUUUGGAGAAGUGGGCAAUACAGGGUGUUCUGCUUCUCAAUGCUGUUCUUACUGUAAGGCAUCAUCAAGCGAAUUCCCAUUCAAACAAAGGUUGGGAGCAAUUUACUGAUGCAGUAAUAAGAGCAAUUUCUCAGAAGAAAAAAGGAGUUGUCUUCCUUCUUUGGGGAAACUAUGCCCAAGCAAAAGGCAGGCUAAUUGAUGAAACCAAGCAUCAUGUGCUGAAAUCGGCACAUCCUUCUGGUUUGUCAGCAAACAGAGGCUUCUUUGGAUGCAGGCAUUUUUCGCAGACAAACAAGCUUAUGGAGGAUAUGGGGCAAUCUCCUAUAGAUUGGCAACUAUAAUGUAGAAUGCCAUGUCAUUUUUUUUGGAAAGUUGGAGCACUGAUUUGUUUGCCAAAUAAGGCAAAUAAAGAAGUGUAAAGUUUAAUAUGCGACGGUCCAAAAAGGAAAGUGUAAAGUUAAUUAAGGACCGGGGAUUAUCUAAUUUGAUGGCAAAGUCACCAACGGAGGGAAUAGAGAAUACAUUUAGGAGAAAACGUGGUGUUCAUGCUGUACAAUGCAUUUUAGCGUUUGAAGUAUUUACUUUGUAACAAAACGUUUGUUUUUUAAAUAAGAAAAAAUACUCCAUUGUACCGUUAAACAGUAUUCCUUUUUACUGACAAAGGAUUUUUUUGGAAGUAUUCGAGUAUUUUUAUUUUCAUCUAAGAAGCACUUGUUUCAGGAAAAUGUCAUCUCGAACUUAAUCUAAAUCGUCUUGGGUGUACACGCCAAAAGUGUUGCAUACUCUCUAGUCUCUCCGUUCUUAAAUAUGAGUCCUCUUAAGUUUUGACACGUGUUUUAAGAAUAAAAUAAUAGAGGUAGUGUAAAAGGUGCAGUAGGUUGUAGGUAAAUGAAAAAGUAGGAAAGAGAAAGAUGUAAUGGUAAUAAAAGUGGGGGUAUAAAGGUAUUUUGAUUGAAAAAACUUAUCAAAAAAGGAAAGAUGGACAAAUAAUUAAAAACGUCCCAAAAAGAAAUAUGAGACAGUUAAUAAAGAACGAAGGGAGUAUUUUUUUUGGGAUAUCGAAAUGGCUGAACAAGAACAAAUGGAAUAAAUAGGGUUGACAAUAUCACCUGCACCCGUGAAUACCCGGUCAAUCUGAAUUGAAAAUAUGGAUGAAAACCUGAAGAAGUAUGGAUGAAAAAUGGAUGACGGGUGGACUGAAAGAUGGGGUGGAUCGGGUGUGAAUGAAGACUCAUCCAAUCCAUCAUCUGACCCGUCACCCGUUACAUACACCCACACGUUGACUUGCAUAUAAAUAUAUACUACCUCCGUAACUUAAAACUUUGCCAAAUUUGAUCGACACGGAGAAUAAUAAAGUAAAAACUGUGUGGUUGAGGUUUGUGCAGAGGAGAGAGAAAUAACAGAAACCACAAAAUAAUUGAUUAAAAAGGAAAGUGACAAAGUUUUUUGGGACGUCCCAAAAAGGAAAGAUGACAAAGUUUUAAGGGACGAAUGGAGUAAUAUAUAAUAUAUAAUACAUAAUAUAUAUUAUACGGAGUAUAUACUUAAUAAUAAUAAUAGUUAAUAUAAAUAUAUCAAUAGAUAGUUAGAUACCUAAAUACGUAUAUAUGUUUGACGAGCACUUUGUCGUAGUGUGUCUCAAAUUAAAUUCACUACUAAGGGCUAAUAUCGUAGUAUAUCGUAGUAGAGUUCGUAUCCACAGGGAAAAGAAUAUUUCUUUUUUUUAUAAAACUAUUUAAAUAAGGGGGGAGAUUUGGAUUGAAUGAUUUGAUUUAAUAAGAAACUAAGAUUAACGACUUAUAUGUGUUUUAAUUUAAAGAUAAAAGAACUUGUCAUUGCUACUUUCCACUUAUUAAUAUAUUUUAGUCGAUCAUUGUUAUAUCUAUAACUUAACCUCCCUAGAAUACUCAAUCGAGUAGUAUAUCCAAUUCAUCGAGGGUAGUUAUUAACAACGACCGUUCAUUAAUAACCCUUACUAUUAGUCAAGUAUAGAACACCGCCAUAUACCGACUUGAUAGUAGUAGUUUUUAAUCUUUUAAUUCCUUGAUGAAAUCAAUUGAGAUUGAUAACCUCAACACAACGGUUUCAGUUUAACCAACAAAAUUAAUCCCCCUUAAGUUUAUCAACGACGACCGUGCAUUAAUAAAUCGAAGUUACUUACUUGUGAAACCAUCAACGAUUAACCAUCGGUUCGUCGAUCGUUUCUAGUAAUAAUUAAUGUAUGAAGCAAAACUAGUUGAUCCUUUAAGUAAUGUUCAAAGUAUUAAUAUGAAAUAUGAAUAUGAAUUAAUUAAUAUUCAAGGAAUAAUAUUAUUAAAGUAGAUGAAUCCUACUAUAAUUAAUAUCAAGAUGUUAACUAAUUGUCAUCUUAGCAACAUUCCCCAACAUUAAUAUAGAGGAAGAAAAUACUAUUCUAACUAAUGUCAAGAGUUUAACUAAUUGUCAUCUUAGCAACACUCCCCAACAUUAAUAUAGAGAUAGUAUUAAGGAAAGAACUAAUAAUUAAUAUUCAAGGGAAGAAGUUAAGAAAAUAACUCACAACUUUAAUAAUCAACAAGCUUCAAGAGCAACACCAAGAAUUGGAAGUUUAGCUCCUCAUUUGGAGACUAAACAUAGCUAGAAAAAUAUAAAGAAAUGCUAUUCUAAACUGAGCUUAAGAGUAUGGAAGAAGGGAUGAUUUUUAGAGAAGAAAAAGUGUGCUAUUUAUAGGUGUUUUUCAACACCUUUGGCCAGGUACCCGACCGGGUCAAGUACUUACCCGAUCGGGUCCGGUCAAAAUCAGAUAAUCCGCCACGUUCUGGUGAUCUUCGCACGUCGUUUUGUCCCGGGUCACACUGACCCGACCGGGUCAAGUAGGGUACCCGACCGGGUCCAGUGAUUUUCUUGGCAAUUUCGUCUGUUAAAUCAUACCCGACCGGGUGGGGGUUUCUACCCGGUCGGGUUUUACUCCUGGGCAGUCAAAUUUCUUGUUUUCUUCUCUUCAAAGUCUUCCUUUCCAACACCACAAAUCCUAACUAUACUUUAUAACUUAUAAAUAAAGACUAAAAUACAAAUACAAGUGAAAACAUAUAAAUGUUUACAAACUAAAUAAAACGUCAAACAAUCAACAUAAAUCAAACAUAAAAACAUAUAAUUAUGCACUACUAAUUAGUGUGCAUCAAACACCCCCACACUUAAACCUUUACUCGUCUCGAGUAAAUCAAAUCCGGUCUAAGAAGUCCUUAAAAUGACAAGAAUAUCAGCAGACACAUCCACGAGUGUUUUUAGAAACAAAUAAAGUAUAUCCCCAAAAAUAUAAGAGUAAAGAGAUUCUUCAACUUCAUAUUUCUUUAUCAACCUCAACCUUUUUUUUCCGUUACCCUUAGGAUCCUGCAGAAAUAAAAGAAAAUACUUUCUCUCGUUCUCUCAUUUUGCUUAGGUGCCCUUUCGGGUUUUUAUCCCAGCUUCCAACAUUUUUCUGUUUUAAUUCUCACAACUCACUCUUAUUUUUGCUUUAUUUUUGCUUAAGUUGCCCUUUCGGAUUUUCAACUUAACAAGCUUUUAUAAUUUUUUUUACAAGAAUAAAGAGUAUGAAUGUGAGUAUUCCAUAAAACUCUAGUAUAGUGGUAAGUAUUCCCGCCUGUCACGCGGGUGACCCGGGUUCGAUCCCCGGCAACGGCGCCAAAUUUGACGUGCACUUUUUCACGGUGCGUCAAAAUAAAUUCAAUACUAGCACUUAUACGUAGUAUAGCGUAGUAGAGUUCGUAUCCACAUGGAAAGGAAUACUCUUCUGUUUAUGAACUUGUAAAUAAAAGGGGGUUUUAGGUUUGAAUGAUUUAAUUAAAUUAAAACUAAGAUGAACGACUUAUAUGAGAUUUAAUACAAAGAUAAAAAGAACUUGGCAUUGCUACUUUCCACUUGUUGAUAUAUUUUAGUCGAUCAUUGUUAUAUCAAUAACUUAUUCCCUCUCGAAUACUCAAUCGAGGAGUAUAUCCAAUUCAUCGAGGGUAGUUAUUAACAACGACCGUUCAUUAAUAACCCUUACUAUUAGUCAAGUAUAGAACACCGCCAUAUACUGACUUGAUAGUAGCAUUUAAUCUUUUAACUCCUUGAUGAAAUCAAUUGAGAUUGAUAACCUCGACACAACGGUUUCGGUUUAACCAACAAAAUUAAUCCCUCUUAAGUUUAUCAACCAUGACCGUGCAUUAAUAAACCGAAGUUACUUACUUGUGAAAUCAUCAACGAUUUACCAUCGGUUUGUCGAUCGUUUCUAGUAAUAAUUAAUAUAUGAAACAAAACUAGCUGAUCUUUCAAGUAAUGUUCAAAAUAUUAAUAUGAAAUAUGAGUAGGAAUUAAUUAAUAGGGAAAAGUACACUUUACAUACCUGUGGUUGUGGCCUUUUGCAAUCAGGGGUCUGUGAUGAACUUUGCAACAAACCCAAGCUUGUCCUUUCCUACCGUUACCACCCGCGGGGUCUAAGCGACUGGGCCGUUAGUAAUACGCUACGUGGCACUUUUUUUUUGCUUACGUGGCUUUUAAUCCCAAUCUAUUAACACCAUGUGUGAUUACAUGGCUUUUUAUCCCUAGUCCAUACCGUGUUAACCUAUUUGGACCAUAUACGCAUACGAAAUCCAUUCCCCUCUUCCACAAACACAAAUACAAAUUUGAAGAGAUGAGUUCUUUUAAUUCGAGCUCCUGUGCGAUGGAUGGAAGACAACAAAUCAAGAAGUGCGGCUGUGGAGUCCAAGCUCCUAUUUGGACGGCGACAACAUAGAAGAACCGGGGGGAAAAGUUUCAUGCUUGCGGCCGUUAUUCUCGAGGGAGCGAACAACAAUGCAAUUUUUUUGAGUGGGUUGAAGAAGAUACAUGUUGUACUUGUCUGCAUAACUUAGAUGCUGUUAUUGAGAAGGUCAGAAGACUUGAAGAAUAUGUCCAGAUGAAAGAGUUGGAGAUGGAGGGUCAAAUAAAGAACUGUGUGCGUGAAAUUGGUGUGUCGAAGGUUCAGAACAUGGAACUGCAACUGCGGAUGUCUAAGAAUCAUAAUGUCACUUUUAAGUGGAAGCUGCUCUGUCUGGCCAUGUUAAUUUUCAUGUUCUUUGCAAGUAGAAGAUUUUAGGUCUAAGUUCUUUGCUAAGUUUUCGAUGAAAUGACCAAACCACGUGUAAUUGUGUUUGGAGAUUCCUUUAGUUUAAUUUCAUGUGAGACGUUUUGUUGUGAGUGAUGUCCAAUGUAAUGCACCAAUGUAAGAACCUUGUAAGGGUUGUUGUCAGAUUGUAUGAAGAUUUUGGCUGUAACAAUUUGUGUGAACUUGUUUAAUGUUAUAGCAGUUUAUUUCUCCACUA
Cuscuta europaea is the source of this 6291-nucleotide messenger RNA. The record is from the annotation of a GenBank genome assembly. NCBI's taxonomy places the organism in Eukaryota, Viridiplantae, Streptophyta, Magnoliopsida, Solanales, Convolvulaceae.